AUGUCAACUGUUGGCGACUUUAAGCGACGCACAGCCAAAAGCUCAACCACGCGGCGAGCAUUGAAGCAAUACGAGCCCAAAGUGGUCGAGAACCCGAAGCGGGUGCUUUUCUUGAAGGGCUCAUCCUUGACCGAUGUAGUGUCGCAUGCAAUGGUGGACCUGAUGGCUAUCACGAAGCCGUACUGCAAGAAGUUAGCCAAGAAGAAUGCCUUCUUUCCGUUUGAGGGGCGGCAGCACCUCGAGUUUCUCGGCUUCAAGAACGACUGCUCGCUGUUCUGCUUUGGUUCCAGCAACAAGAAGCGACCCAAUAACAUCACGAUUGGGCGCCAGUUCAACUUUCACGUGCUUGACAUGGUAGAGCUUGGCAUUGUGGCGGCGGACCGGCUAGAUAUGUCGCAGACGGUAGGCAUCGAUGCUGGCUCUGCGGGUGGAAAGCCAUUUUUCGUCUUUGAAGGCAGCGAAUUCGCCUCUGAUCCUGCAUUCCUGCGACUGAAAAGUCUUCUGAUAGACUACUUUCGUGGCGGCAACGAAACCGUGAUUAACCUGGACGGCUGUGAUCGCGUCCUCUUCUUUUCUCUGCGCUCGCAGAACGGCGAGGACGCGUGUGUGGCGCCGUCCACGGACUGCUACACAAACAAGCCUCCUAGUGAAAAGGGCAAUGCGGUCCUCUGCAUGCGCCAUUACGCACUCAAGAAGCCCUCGGCCACCGCAGGGGCCCCAAAGACCCUUAAAAAUAUUCAGCUUUUCGACGUCGGACCUAACUUCGAUUUUGAGAUCCGCCGCAUCUCCUUUGCUACGCCGCAGGAGUUCAAGGUUGCUUGCCGCAUACCCCGGGAGACGCUCGCUACGCUGCGGUCGACCGCAGGCAACGUGCACGCGGACGGCCUCAAUAACCUUCGAGGCCAGCUACACGUGGGCAAACAAGACAUGCAUGAGCUCAACCUCCGCCGCUUCAAGGCACACCGUCGAGGCAUGGCCGCUGGUGUGGCUGAGAAUGAAGAGGGCUCUACUGAAACAGCCAAACAACCCCGGCGCAGGGCUCGCGUCGAGGCAGAAGUAGGGGAUCCUCGCCCGGAGACAGACAUAUAA
Molecule: messenger RNA, 1089 nt
Organism: Leishmania braziliensis MHOM/BR/75/M2904
Lineage: Eukaryota; Euglenozoa; Kinetoplastea; Trypanosomatida; Trypanosomatidae
Product: brix domain containing-like protein
Exons: 1
Coding region: 1-1089 (362 amino acids)
Biological process (GO): maturation of LSU-rRNA from tricistronic rRNA transcript (SSU-rRNA, 5.8S rRNA, LSU-rRNA); ribosomal large subunit assembly
Cellular component (GO): nucleolus
Molecular function (GO): rRNA binding
Source: RefSeq, a predicted model, not a curated record